This is a messenger RNA of Lampris incognitus (smalleye Pacific opah), 878 nucleotides long. RefSeq lists its product as uncharacterized. The transcript has 5 exons. Gene Ontology annotation, molecular function: adenine phosphoribosyltransferase activity. The coding region runs from base 1 to 615 and encodes 204 amino acids. The record is from RefSeq and is a predicted model, not a curated record. NCBI's taxonomy places the organism in Eukaryota, Metazoa, Chordata, Actinopteri, Lampriformes, Lampridae.
AUGGAUGCACUGGCUGUUCCAUUAGACAGGAAUAAAGCAUGGUAUCUAUCGCUCAUGGCACCCAACACAAAGGGACCAAACUUUGCCUGGCUGGACCCAUCAAGACUCUACUGUAACUCCCAGGCUCUUGAAGAUUGUGUGAAAGACCUUCUCAGUCCAUUCCAGAAUGACAACAUUGACCUAGUAGCUGGCAUGGAUGCAAUGGGAUUCAUUCUUGGAGCAUCUGUCGCCACCGCCCUUAAAAAGGGCUUUCUGGCUAUUCGCAAAGCGGGACACCUGUGUAUAGAAACCCAGAGCCAACAAUACAGUGACUACUCAGGCAGAGAAAAGACUAUGGAAGUACGACUGGAUGUGCUCAAACCAGGUCUCAGUGUACUGAUCGUGGACCAGUGGAUAGAGACUGGUGGUACAAUGAAGGCUGCAAUUAAACUGGUGGAACAGUUUGGAGCCACUGUUGUAGGUGUAGCUGCAGUGGCCAUUGAGAACACUGAGGGUGGGAAGUGGAUUAAGGAAAAUUACAAAUGCUCUCACUGCAUCCCUGAGGAACUUCAGAAACAAAUUGAUCGACAGUAUCUCGACUCCUUCAAAGCUUUCAACAGCUCCACAUGCAAAUAGACGAUCAGUUGGGGAGGUUACUUACUUAUUUACUGACAAGUUGCAAUGGUGACUCGUUCUUAGAAUAAACUGUGAAGCCUUUUUGAUUUUAAAAAAAGAUAUUAACUUGUGCUGAUUUUAACUAAGCAAUAAGUGUUCUUGAAUGUGCAUUUGAACAUAUGUUCUUUCACUUUGCUCACUGCAUUUUUAAUAUGUUUGAUUAUGCUUAAAAUAUACUAGGGUAAAGAAACAUAAUGGAAAUAUGAUAAUAAAAACAUUUUUAU